ACAGCCGCUGAAACCAUCAUCGACGCCAUCACAAUGUCUAGCAAGGACAUCCACACGAGCUCUGCGCAGCAUUACGAGCCAGAUCCCAACUCAUUUGUCGCAUUCCAGCGCAGCAUCUACUCAAGUCUGCGUAAACCAAAAUACUCAACAAAACCAUCACAAUGGGAGUCACAGGCUCGCUCCACCUUGCCACUACCGAACUUCAACUACAUUCAAGGUUCAGCAGGUUCUGAGCAGACAUAUGCUGCCAAUCUCUCUGCCUUUGGACGAUACAAGCUACGCCCAUGGAUGCUGAGGCAAGCGACUAUCCGCGACCUGUCCAUAGAGCUCUUUGGCCGUCGCUACAAGAGCCCCAUCAUUGCUGCCCCGAUCGGCGUGCAAGAAAUCGCUCAUCCCGAUGCUGAAGAAGCAACGGCACGAGCUUGCGCUGCUGCUCAAGUGCCAAUGGUCUUGUCAACGGCAGCGACUAGGUCCAUUGAACAGGUCGCGACGGCCAACGGUGAUGGUGAUAGGUUUUUCCAGUUAUAUUGGCCUGUACCUCAGGCUGAGGAACUCACGGCGAGCUUGCUCAGUCGCGCUAAAGCAAGUGGUUUUACUGUUUUGGUUGUUACGCUCGACACUUUCAUGAUUGGUUGGCGUCCCAGCGAUCUUGAUGAAUCGUACCUCCCUUUUGUGUACGGCCAAGGAUGUCAGAUUGGGUUCUCCGAUCCUGUCUUCCAAAAGAUGUUCGAGAAGAUGCAAGCCGAGGACACACGAGGCCCACUCGAAAAGGCAGUCGAGAUAUGGGACAUACUAAAACGCCCCGGUACUUUCUCAGGCUUCGCAAAAGUCCUUGCAAAUGCCAGCGCGAUGAAGAAGGCAAUGCUUUACAUCAACCUCCUCGCCUCGGGCACGUACCGGGAAUGGUCUCACUUGCAAAUACUGCGAAAGUACUGGGAUGGACCCAUUGUUCUCAAGGGUAUUCAGACGGUAGAGGAUGCGCAUCGGGCAAUCGAGUACGAGAUGGAUGGUAUUGUUGUAUCGAACCAUGGAGGCCGACAGCUCGACGGUGCCAUUGCCUCUUUGGAUGCGCUCGCUGAGAUUGGCGCUGACGAGAAGGUCAAACAAUCUGGCCUAACCAUCUUAUUUGACAGCGGUAUUCGGACAGGUUCUGAUGUUCUGAAAGCCAUUGCGUUAGGUGCGAAAGCUGUGCUCGUCGGGAGGCCCUACAUUUACGGUCUGGCGAUUGGCGGAGAAGAAGGCGUCAAGCACGUCUUUGAUACCCUUCUAGCCGACACUGAUAGUUCCAUGGCGAAUCUAGGAAAGAAAUCUUUGGUGGAGAUCAGCAGAAAUGAUUUGAGGGUUCUUGGAGAGGUAGCAAAGAUGUAA
Periconia digitata is the source of this 1368-nucleotide messenger RNA. The record is from the annotation of a GenBank genome assembly. Lineage: Eukaryota; Fungi; Ascomycota; Dothideomycetes; Pleosporales; Periconiaceae.